Messenger RNA from Erigeron canadensis, 1964 nucleotides. Its product is annotated as pyruvate kinase 1, cytosolic-like. Bases 189 to 1772 code for a protein of 527 amino acids. The transcript has 16 exons. Gene Ontology annotation, cellular component: cytoplasm. Lineage: Eukaryota; Viridiplantae; Streptophyta; Magnoliopsida; Asterales; Asteraceae. Gene Ontology annotation, molecular function: potassium ion binding; pyruvate kinase activity; magnesium ion binding. Gene Ontology annotation, biological process: glycolytic process. The record is from RefSeq and is a predicted model, not a curated record.
CACACAGGUAGAGAAAGUGACUAAACAACAACUCCAUCCCCGACACCUUUUAAAUCUUUCAUUCAUUCAUUCGUGUUUUGUGAUUUUUCAUCCCCCCAAUCAAAACAAAAUUAACUGCUACUAUACUCUGCUUCUCAUUAUCCCCCCAAAAAAUAAAAAAAUUCCAUUUUUUUCAUUGGCAAAUUAAAAUGAACUCAAACCACUUACUGCUUGAAGAACCUAUACGUAUGGCUUCCAUUCUUGAGCCAUCUAGACCUAGUUAUUUUCCAUCAAUGACAAAGAUAGUUGGAACACUAGGACCCAAAUCAAGAUCUGUUGAAGUUAUUUCCAAGUGUCUCAUGGCUGGAAUGUCUGUUGCGCGAUUUGAUUUCACAUGGGGUGAUGCUGAGUAUCACCAGGAGACAUUGGAGAAUUUGAAAAUCGCUAUUAAGCAAACGAAGAAGUUGUGUGCUGUUAUGUUAGAUACUAUUGGCCCCGAGCUACUUGUAGUCAACAAAGGUGAUCAGCCUAUACCUCUUGAGGAAGGUUCGCUCGUUGUUUUAACACCGGAUCAAGAUAAAGAGGCAACUUCAAAUCUAUUGCCAAUAAAUUUCGGUGGACUAGCUAAGGCAGUAAAGGGGGGUGGCACCAUUUUCCUUGGCCAAUACUUGUUUACAGGAAGCGAGACGACAUCUGUUUGGCUUGAGGUCAAGGAGGUAAGAGGUGACGAUGUUGUUUGCCUGAUAAAGAACUCUGCUGUUCUUGCUGGGACGUUGUACACUUUACAUGUCUCUCAAGUUCAUAUCGAUUUACCCACACUCCCUGAUAAAGAUAAGGAGGUUAUCAACACAUGGGGAGUCAAAAACAAUGUUGACUUUCUAUCUUUGUCACAUACCCGCAGUGGUCAAGAUAUUCGAGAAGCUCGUGAAUAUCUUUCUAAAUUAGGUGACCUCAGUCAAACUCAGAUAUUUGCAAAGAUUGAAAAUGUAGAGGGACUAGUAAACUUUGAUGAAAUCCUUCAGGAAGCAGAUGGGAUUAUCCUUGCUAGAGGGAAUUUGGGAAUAGACCUUCCACCAGAGAAGGUGUUUUUGUUUCAAAAGGCGGCUGUAUAUAAAUGCAACAUGGCUGGGAAACCAGCAGUUGUUACUCGUGUUGUUGAUAGUAUGACUGACAACCUAAGGCCCACGCGUGCCGAGGCUACUGAUGUUGCCAAUGCCGUCUUAGACGGUGCUGAUGCAAUCCUUCUAGGUGCAGAGACAAUGAGGGGGCUGUACCCUGUUGAGAGCAUUUCUAUUGUUGGUAAAAUUUGUGGCGAGUCUGAGAAAGUGUACAAUCAAGAUUCAUAUUUCAAGAAGACUGUAAAAUACGUCGGUGAACCAAUGAGCCACUUGGAAUCUAUUGCUUCUUCUGCGGUUCGUGCUGCCAUCAAAGUGAAAGCAUCUGUUAUCAUUUGCUUCACAUCAUCUGGAAGAGCUGCAAGGUUAAUUGCCAAGUACAGGCCUACCAUGCCGGUGCUAUCUGUGGUUAUACCACGUCUCAAAACGAAUCAACUUCGAUGGACAUUUACUGGUGCUUAUGAGGCAAGGCAAUCACUCAUCAUUAGAGGUCUUUUUCCGAUGCUGGCGGAUCCUCGACACCCUGCUGAAUCAACAAGUGCCACCAAUGAGACGGUUCUAAAAGUUGCAUUGGAUCAUGGCAGGAAGAUUGGUGUCAUAAAGUCGCAUGAUCGUGUUGUUGUUUGCCAGAAAGUUGGUGAUGACUCUGUUGUCAAGAUUAUCGAGCUUGAAGAUUAGUAACCAUAACUUAUACUAGAUGUUUAUGGAUAUUCCCGUGCGUAACUUCUAUUAUCUAGAUGUGUAAGUUCUUAUUAUCUAAGCGUAAAUGGUGGAGCUUGAGCUCAAGUUCUUGUUAUGACACCACAUAAUUAACCACCUUUUUGUUAAACUUGAUUUUUUAUAUAAAAGGUGUUGGAUACUUGCGAAUUA